AUGACUGUCGGCCAGGCGCCACGGCUUACGGUCACACCUCCAGACCGUGGGUCUUUCCCUUUGGAUCACGAGGGUGCAUGUAGGACUGUCAGCGACCGUUACGUGAAGUGCGUUCGUGCGCUAAAGGGGAAUGCAUUUGAAUGCCGUUCGUUGGCAGCGGAGUAUAUGAAAUGCCGAAUUGAAAACAAGCUGCUUGUGGAAGAACCGCUAAGCAACUUUGGCUUCCGCGAUUCCGACAUAAACCCUGAUGUAUCAACGGCCAAAUCACCGGAGAAUAUUGUGACUGGAGAGUCACUUGUGCGCCCACGCGAAGCCAGGAAGGAAUCUCGAGGAUUUGUUGCCGGGAGCAGCGUGGUGGAGAACUACGCCAAAGAGCAGUCCUUCCUCUCACGGAUAAUGUCUAAGUUCCUAAACUAA
Babesia bigemina is the source of this 417-nucleotide messenger RNA. RefSeq lists its product as hypothetical. The transcript has a single exon. Gene Ontology annotation, biological process: mitochondrial respiratory chain complex IV assembly. Gene Ontology annotation, cellular component: mitochondrial intermembrane space. The record is from RefSeq and is a predicted model, not a curated record. Bases 1 to 417 code for a protein of 138 amino acids. Lineage: Eukaryota; Apicomplexa; Aconoidasida; Piroplasmida; Babesiidae.